Messenger RNA from Pseudoliparis swirei, 3600 nucleotides. It is a transcript of the gene engl, whose product is annotated as endoglin, like. The transcript is spliced from 12 exons. Bases 840 to 2696 code for a protein of 618 amino acids. The record is from RefSeq and is a predicted model, not a curated record. NCBI's taxonomy places the organism in Eukaryota, Metazoa, Chordata, Actinopteri, Perciformes, Liparidae.
GUCUCGGCGCACAGAUGAACCAGGCAGGAGUCCAGGUAAAGUGGAACAGGAAACUUUAUUUUACUGAGGAAAAAGUCCAACAUAUAACUCAAGUUGAAGGCAACAAGACACUAGCAACAUGGAGAAUCUACCACAGGUAACAAUGACAUCAAUCAACAAAGGCAACAAUCUGGCAGGGGACAAGAGAAGAAAUGGGAGAAUAUAUAAGGGGGAAACCACAGGUGUAGAGCAUGAGCAAUCAGGGAGGCAGAGGAGUGGCUGAGGACAGGUGAAGGCAAUGAGCAAUCAAGAGACACACAGAACAGGGCGUUACAGUCGAGGUGUGGAAAUCCCGAUGGAUUAUGAUAGUCUAAUCGUGAAAUAAAUAUGAAAUCCGCCAAGUCUUCAGAGAGCAAAUAGCUGUCAGUCGCAAUAUUAAUGCUCUGAACCUGCGUAUUAAUAUUCCACAACGAGUCUUUGACCGCAUGUUGGCUCUCAUGGACGCUCUCACAGAAAAGUCAAAGGGGACCGAGCGACGUGAACCAAGUCACUAAUAUCUCAGAGGGUGAAAGAAGACCUCAUAUGUGGUCCCGCCAAUUGAAUUUCCCUCCAAGAAAUACUUCUCACAAGUUACCUGCAGCUGAUCGAGUUGGGGAGUCAUCAAGACGUGGUGUGUGUGUGUGUGUGUGUGUGUGUAUUUGUGUGAGUGUGUGUGCAUGUGUGUGUGACUGCAUGCUUAUGUGUUAUGAGGAAUAAAGAGGGGCUGGGGGGCGUGUGUUGGGUUCUGGCUGCAGCCCCCACAUGUGGAGUCUGCAGCAACAGCUGGAUGAGCAGUCCGCACGUCUGCAGCGCGCAGUGAAAUGCUCACGAUGCCUUCACUGUCGGGGGUCGGGUGGACUGUUCUCUGCCUCCUGCUCUGGAAGAGGACGGCAGCUCUCGGUGAGGAGGUGCAAUGCUCCGUGGCCCCCGUGGGGCCGCUGCACCCUGGCCGGGAGACGCAGCACCCUGUCCUUGGGACGCAGCACCCUGUCUUUGGGACACAGCACCCUGUCUUUGGGACACAGCACCCUGUCUUUGGGACACAGCACCCUGUCCGAGGGCAGCAGCACCCUGUCCGGGGUCCGCUGGAGAGGUUCAAGGACACCCACGGCCCCGGACACGAGUCCUCCAACAGCGUGGCGCCCCCCUACCCACCUGAGCCCGAUCUGACCCUGUCCAGCAUGCUUAACUCUGACCCGUCCACCAUGCCUGACCUUCUCGCGCGGGCCCGACGGAGCGGUUACAGCGAGCCGACCUCGUCCACCGAGGCCGAGCUGGCCAAUGGCGUCGUGGUCCAGCUGGCCGGGGCGGGCGCAGACGCCGCCGUGACGCCCCGGGCGGCCGAGGAGCGUCGGCCGAGGCGGUGGCCGAACGCCGGAGACGGAGCACGAGGAGGAGGCCGGGAAAGUUUCACGGUGCAGUGUGAGGACGGACGCCUCAGCGUGAGCGCCGACCGCCGCGUCCUGCAGAGCUCGUCCGUCCCAGUGACCGCCGUGACUCUGAGAGACUCGGCCUGCCAGGCUCAGGCCGACGGGAGUCACUUCCUGUUGGUGUUUCCAGUCGUUUCCUGUGGGACUGAGGGUCUUCUCCUGGGACCGCCGAGAGCGCUGCAGGACAAAAACACGUUCAGCGGCUCGGCCGCGGCGCCCACCACUGCCGACGUCGGCGUGGACGCCCCUCCUGCAGGGCCGGUCUCCCGGGCACCCGAGGGUCCGGGGCCCGAUCCGGGACCGAGACGCUUUCCGACACCCGGACGAACGUCUGCGGCCGUGCUCCUCCUUCUGAAGCUCUUCGCCGCCGAGAGCUACGAGCAGCGGCGGAUCGGACCCUGUGUCGUCACGGCGGACCACCGUGUCUACGCUGAGAUUUCAGCCAAAGGGCCCUUCAUCGACGUGGUGGAGGUGAAGUCCUGCGUGGUCUCUCCUCUGUCAGACCCCAAACAGUCUCAUUUCUGGACCGUCGUCAGCGAGGGCUGCUCCUCGGACCCCUCGCUCGCCCUCAGGGCAAAGACAAAAGAGGAAGAGGAGGAAGGUGCUCGCGGGGAUGACAAAGUGGAAGAGGAAACGGGGAAAAAGGAGGAGAUAGAUGGACUGGACAGAAGAGGGAGAGAAGCACCAGAGAGGCCAGAAAAUAGGAGCGCCAACAUGGGAGCCGAGGAGGGGAUCCGGCCCUUGAGGUUUAGUUUCAUCCUUCGGCCGGUUUAUAAUAACUCGAUCCAGUUCCUCCACUGCAGCCUCCGUGUGUGCGUCUCGGACCCCAAAAAAAGAGAGGAACCGACAGAGGAAGUAAAGACUGACUGUCAGGACCGGCUGCGUAUCCCUCCGCUGGUUUCUAGGUCUUCCAGACACCAGUGUGAGGUCAGAAACAUCUACAGGCCCAUGGUGGUCACCCAUCCCAUUAGGUCACUGGCGCCCACAACCGACCAAAGAACCAAGAGGCGGAGUCUCCCCCCAUUGGCCGGACCGGACCCGGAGCACAGCGUGCCGACAGGACCAGUGAUGGGGAUCGUCUUCGCUGCCUUUGCGAUGGGCGUCCUGUUGGGGGCGGGGCUGUCGGGCAUCCAUCACUACACAGGGGCGCGUCCAGCAUCACUUGGGGAGAACCAUGUACCUGACCGCUCUCGUAAAGGGCCAAACAUCUGGACUCCACCGUCUGACCAGUCGUCCAGCUCGGUGUAGGAGGUAAGAUCUGAUGACGACGGUCCCCCAUCGAAGUUUUUGGGGAGUACUACUGCAUCAUAUCAGCCUCAAGUGAUGUCACUCGAGUCGGCAUCAGUUUUGGGGAUUAAGACGACAAGUUUGAAAGGGAAAAGAAUAAUAGCACCACACAGUACACGAGCCGUACUACUAGCCUAACACACCUGGGUCUGUUGGUGAUCGAGUUGCAUUAUGGGAAAUGUAGGCGCCAGGUUAUAUGAUUUUCAUUUAAAUUCUGUUAUUUGCUUUUGCUGCCAGCUCUUCAGUUCAGAGAAAUCCUUUAGAGACGUCCUUUAAUAACACAAAGGAGUGGGCACACAGAUUCUUGGUAAUUAUUUUAUUAUUUACAUCCCAAUGAUGAGAAUGAAAUACCAGCAACACGUUGCAUCGCAUUACAUAAACAAGUGUAAAGCUACGAUGUGUUCGAAUGAGCCACAUUCUUACAAGCUUGUAUUUCAAAUAAACUGUCGUGGUUAGAAGCGCCGGAAGUACCCGAAAAUGUAUCAGCAACACCUGCAGACUUCAACUCCGAUGUGCCAGAUGGGUCUGAACGCUAUUUUUCUUCAUUCUUUUAUCUCUUUCAGGAUUUCCUGCAAAUCUGACAAAGGAGAACUGGGACAGAGGUUCUAACAGCUUACUGUGUGUGUUUGUGUGUGUGUGUGUAUGUGACUGAAACAGAAACCACGUCGCAACACCAUCACCUUUUCAGAGACGAGGUCAAAGGUCAACUGAGCGGCCGGUUUGAAGAGUCCGUGUUUCACUGAGUCAUUUUCACUGUUGUGCUGUCGCUGAAUCUGCUGCAUGACAACGGCAUUUAUUUGUCCUGUAUAUUCUGUUCCCGUGUACGUGGCUAACGAGACGUAAUAAACGAGCCGAGAUCCAUGUC